This is a messenger RNA of Histoplasma capsulatum G186AR, 351 nucleotides long. RefSeq lists its product as uncharacterized. The record is from RefSeq and is a predicted model, not a curated record. NCBI's taxonomy places the organism in Eukaryota, Fungi, Ascomycota, Eurotiomycetes, Onygenales, Ajellomycetaceae. The coding region runs from base 1 to 351 and encodes 116 amino acids. The transcript is spliced from 3 exons.
AUGGCCUCCCCUGAACAACUCAAAAUUUGGAAGAACAAGCAACCCAGACCAAACUGGAAAGGGUCAAGUCGAGUCAGCAGCUUUGAGCUACCACCCAGUGAAGCUUGCAGCAGAAGUUUUGGAAGUUGGAAGAAGGAUGAUGGGUGGCUAAACCUUAUCGCCAGCUCAUGGCGCCAUAGAAUUAAAUCCCGGAUCUGCAUACACUUAUGCAAUGCGAGGGAGAGCCCGGGGUUUGGGGAAGCGGGGUUGCGCGCCGCGCGGAAGCUGAGAUAUGAAGUUCAAAAGCCACCCGCGAAAGGCAGAAAACAAGCAUCAGCGGCUAACACCUGUUGUCAUAUUGAGGCAAGUUAG